Molecule: messenger RNA, 836 nt
Organism: Musa acuminata AAA Group (dessert banana)
Lineage: Eukaryota; Viridiplantae; Streptophyta; Magnoliopsida; Zingiberales; Musaceae
Product: heavy metal-associated isoprenylated plant protein 44
Exons: 3
Coding region: 68-658 (196 amino acids)
Molecular function (GO): metal ion binding
Source: RefSeq, a predicted model, not a curated record
CUUGAGCUUGCUCUCAUUUAAAUCUAUCCCUGAUGUGCUUCCUUUAAAAUCCACAACCCUGUAAGCCAUGGCAGCAUCUCUAGCGACGGCACUGCACUCCUUUCUGUCCACCAUUUACCCUUUCCGCUACCAGAGAAGCCACCCUAAGAGUUAUAGCAACACAUACUACUAUAACAGCACGAGUAGCGGCAGCAGCACUCACUCCUACUUCGACGGGAACCUUUACACCGGGAAGAUGACCAAGGGAAAGCCUCUUUCCUUGCAGACUGUGGAGCUCAAAGUGAGGAUGUGCUGCACAGGUUGCGAGCGGGUUGUCAAACAAGCUCUUCUAAAGCUCAGAGGUGUCGAUUCAGUGGAGGUGGACUUGGAGCUGGAGAAGGUGACGGUGACGGGGUACGUUGACCGGAACAAGGUGCUCAAGGAGGUUCGCCGGAGCGGCAAAAAGGCGGAGUUCUGGCCCAACCCGGACCUCCCGCUCCACUUCACCACGGCGAAGGACUACUUCCACGACGAGGAGUCGUUCCGCGACAGCUACAACUACUGGAGGCAUGGCUACAACGGGGACAAGCACGGCCGUCUCCCCGUAACGCAGAGGGGUGAGGACGCUGUCAGCAACAUGUUCAACGACGAUGACGUCAACGCAUGCAGCGUCAUGUGAAGGUGGGAGACAGACGACGCCGGUGCAUAUGAUGUGUACUAAGUAGGCUAAGUAGAAGCUGUUCAUGUACAUGUUGGGAAAGGAAGGGUGGUUGUACAAUAAGUAUGUGUUUGUGGAACUAAUGUGGACUGCUUUCCCAGUGUUGGGAAUAAUACGGCUUAAGGCUUAAGCUUGCUUC